This is a messenger RNA of Rhodotorula toruloides NP11, 1353 nucleotides long. RefSeq lists its product as uncharacterized. The transcript has 4 exons. NCBI's taxonomy places the organism in Eukaryota, Fungi, Basidiomycota, Microbotryomycetes, Sporidiobolales, Sporidiobolaceae. The record is from RefSeq and is a predicted model, not a curated record. Bases 1 to 1353 code for a protein of 450 amino acids.
AUGACCUCCGCGACUCCGCCUUCAGGCAACCUCGCCUCGUACCUGCGAUCUCUUCCUUCGAUCCGUGAACGCUGUUCGCGCGUCUUCGCGCUCGCUCAGGAGGACAAGCUUGACUAUUGGUCGCUCGACCUCUCUCGCGAACCGGAAAUUAUCGACUUCGUCUGCGGCCUCAUCACGCGCGACUUCGGCACCAACUACGACUCGAUCCCUCCCCACGGCCGAUGGCGUCACUUUGUCGGCAACCGCGUCGACCCGCUUCUCGCUGCGUGGGACAAGGAGAACGUCGCGCCGCUGGAAAAGGCUCGGCGACUCGUUGACCUCAUGGUCGUCAGCGUUCUCAUGGACGCAGGCGCGGGCAACGACUGGAAGUACAGGCCAAAGGAUGGUGGAGAACCGAUCGCUCGGAGCGAAGGUCUCGCCGUCGGAAGUCUCGAGAUGUUCGAGCAGGGCAUGUUCAGCAGCGAGGCGGGACAGCCGCAUCAGGUUGACGCUGUCGGCCUGUCGAAGAUCAAGGCCGACGACAUUGCGUCCGCCAUGCAAGUCUCGGAGUCGAAUCCUAUGACCGGCAUCGACGGUCGAGCGCAGCUGCUCAUCCGACUCGGAACCGUCUUGACCGACUCUGCCAGCUCCAGCUACUUUACUCAGUCCGGCGUCUCCCGACCCGGUCAUCUCGUCGACUACCUCCUCUCGCACUCGUCGUCUCAGAUGCUUCCGUCGCCUGUGCUCGGCAGCAAGAUUGCGGUGAAGAUGGACACUAUGUGGGAGGUCGUUGUGUCAGGCUUGAGCGGUGUCUGGCCGGCUACGCGAACGAAGAUUGAUGGCGUCAGUCUGGGCGACGUCUGGCCAGUCGACUGUCUCAAGAAGCUCGGUGGAAAGGAGGGUGACGAGCUUGUCAGCUUCCACAAGCUGAGCCAAUGGCUGACGUACUCGCUCAUCGAAGUCAUGGAGACGUUGCUCGGCUGGUCCUUCAUUGGCAAGGAGGCGAUGACUGGUCUCCCCGAAUACCGGAACGGCGGCCUCUUGAUCGACUUCAACCUCCUCCGCCCGAACAUCCCCGCUAUGCUCAAGUCCUUCGACCUUCCCGUCCCAUCAUCGUCCUCAGACUACCCCUCUCUCCUCGACCUGCCUCCCUUCCCGCCUUCUCACUCCGCGAUGGUCGAGAUGCGCGCAGUCACGAUCUGCAUGCUUGACCGGCUGCACGACGGCAUCAACAAGAAGCUCGGCGUCAACCUCUCGCUCCCGCAAGUCCUCGAGUCCAGCACGUGGAAGGGCGGUCGCGAGAUUGCGAAGAAGCUGAGGCCGGAGACGGGCGGUCCUCCGUUCAAGUAUGUGGCCGACGGAACGGUGUUCUAG